AUGACUACUAUGAUUUUACCUAUCAAUAAUAAUAUGAACGCACAAUAUCAAGAAGUAUAUGAAACAGCUGAUAUUCUAGUGGGUGGGAUUCAAACAUUGAAUGAAGAUACACAACGUCUUAGUUAUGAGUCAGUGAAAAUACAAAAUUCAAUCGAUGCCUUAACUGGAGACAUCCCUAUACUCAAAUUAAGUAUUCAAGAACAAAAUAUUUUCUUGGAUGGACUUAAAAUUAAUCAAGAUAUUCUUCAACAAGAUGUUUUGUCAUUAAAACAAAAACUAGAGGACAUGCAAUUUAUUUCAUAUGAUGGAACACUAACAUGGAAAAUAACAAAGUUCAAAGAAAAGAUGAGUAAGAUUGAUAUUGAUUUAUGA
Rotaria sp. Silwood1 is the source of this 372-nucleotide messenger RNA. The record is from the annotation of a GenBank genome assembly. Lineage: Eukaryota; Metazoa; Rotifera; Eurotatoria; Philodinida; Philodinidae.